Messenger RNA from Triticum aestivum (bread wheat), 4585 nucleotides. RefSeq lists its product as uncharacterized. The coding region runs from base 3443 to 4276 and encodes 277 amino acids. The transcript has a single exon. Lineage: Eukaryota; Viridiplantae; Streptophyta; Magnoliopsida; Poales; Poaceae. The record is from RefSeq and is a predicted model, not a curated record.
GUGAACGGUUCAACAAAGAUGACUAGGUCCAAAUCGCGGCGGUUCGGGUGGCGAAACAACCAACACGACUUAAGCCCUAGAGAAAAAAAGAGAGAGCUCCCGCGAGCGCCUAGGCGUUCUGGCGGCGACGGAGUCCCAGAGGGAGUGAAUGGCGGCGGGGUUGCCGGCGCUAUCUGCGGAGGAGGAGGGAGGAGAGGGUGCGGGGGUGGGCCGAAUCGGAGGCAUCUUCAGCGCGGAGGAGUGGAGAGAAAUUAAGGCGAGAUCGAAGCAAAUCCUGCGGACUGCCGCGGACCGGAAGAGCUGCCUGGGAAGAUUGAAGAAGAGGGCGGAGGAAAUCUUGGGCGGAUCCUCAGGUGAGCCUGCUUCUAAUUAUGGAAGAGGAUUGUCGGAUCCCUUCUGUCCAGGAGAGGUGAUUCUGCCAUCUGUAGAAUUUAGGGAUAGAAUUAAAAAGGAAAAGGAGAUAGGAAAGAAAGAGGAUUCGGUGUUGAUCUCUACUGGUUAUGGGAGGAUCCCGAAUUUCUAGGAUUUAACGUUGUUUCAGUUGAGGGGCGCGAUUCAGGGGCUGGAUGAAAAUCGGGGGGCUGUUUCUCGCCAUUUUUUCAGUUACCAGAGAGAAGUUAGUGGGGAGUGGAUUUGGAAACGGACAAAUCAUAGUUAUUUGCUUAUAAUUGUGUGCUUCAAUUUCGUAAUUACCUUAGCAAUAGACAUGGAAGAGGGCUAUUUCUUCCUUAGGAGGUCGUGCCUUUGUUCUUCACAGGAAGCAGUAGCAGAGAGGGGCUCGGGUCUUCUCUCCUUUGUUCAGAUAGCGUGUCCCAUGGAGAACAAGAGUGCUGCUAAGGGGGUUUGUGGGGAAAGAGAUACACAGGGGGUGGUGAGUACUGGAGAAGAGAUGGAAUCGGCGGCGGUGGUGAGGACUCGUGUGACGGCCAGGGGGGACGACCCCCUUCUUGGCCGUACGGUGGCGGAGCACAAGGGGAAGUUGGCUAUGAGACGCUUCCGGGGUGAGGCUCCUCCUCUUGUCAUCGACAUGGAGGCUGCUAGGAGGGCCGUCUUUGGCUUCCUGGUAGUUGGACGCUUCUUGGCACCUUUCUAGAUGAACCCUCGGGCCAUCGUUAACGAGCUCCGAAACUCCGGGGCGUGGCGGCUUCAGGGUACGGCCACCGUCCAAGAGGUGGCCAGCGAGGACGGACGCUUUGUCCUAUUUCUCCUCCGAGGGGGAUCGACGGUUUGUGCUCAAGGCACAACCAUGGCACUAUAAUUGGGACGGCAUCAUCUUCGCCGAGUUCGACGGUAGGGGCGACCCGGAGAUCGAUCUUGGGGUCAUGCCCAUUCGGGCCCAGGUUCGUGAUGUCUCUUUCGAGCUCAAGACGGAGAGUAUGGGAUCGACUUUCGGGGAUCAGUUGGGGGAAGUGGUGGAUGUGUCGCACCGUAAUCAUGUCAUAGUUGAAAAAUUCUUGCGAGUGCGUGUGGGUAUCUUGCUGCACAAGCCGCUCAAGAGCAUUAUAGAGUUCACCCCGUUAGGAAGCUCCAAGAAAAUUAGAUAUGAUGUCCAGUAUGAAAAACUACCUCAAUAUUGUGAGUGUUGUGGGCUUAUAGGUCAUACUUCGGAGCGUUUCUGUAGUAUUCCAAAAGAAAAGAGUGUAGCUAUCUACCCAAGAAAAUCUUAGUGUAGAUGCUUACUGGAAGGGUCAAAGGUCACACAAGAGAGAGGUUAUCUUACGAGGUUUACCUAGAGGUGAGCAGUCUUCGUUCAUCGCACCCGACAACAAAAACAAGUCAAAGGCUAUGGAGGGUGUCGUCGUCAGAGUGGCUAAGGAGGCGAGUGUGCUCACUGUAUCCGACAAGGACGAGAAUGUAGCGCCAAAGGCGGCCCAGCCUAGUUUCCCGCUCGGCCAGGAGGGCCGGGCUUCGGGGGAGCUCCUAACUGGCGCUUUAAGCGCCGCCGAGGUAAACCGGCGCGCACGCGCGGUGCCUAGCGGGCCGGCCCACCACGAGGAAUCUGUACUAUUUAACCCUUGCUGGAAAAACAAACGCAAACAAAAAAUUCCAUGCACACGAGGAAUCGAACCCGGCACCCAUAGAGUAAUACUCCGCCAUGGCAGCCAGUAGACCAGACACGACGUUUUGUUUGCUACCAGGAAUCUGUACUAUUUAACCCAUUCAAUACUGCAGAUAACAUAUAUAUGCUGUAUAGAUUUUUUUAAAUAUAAAUUCCGAAAAAGAACUCAUAAAUAGUGCAGAUUGAAAAAAGUUCAUUGAUGUGGAAAAAGGUUCAUCCGUAUAGAAAAAAGUUCACAAAAUUGAAAAAUAGUUCAUCGAAUUUGAAAAAAGUUCAUCAAAAUUGAAAAUAGUUCAUCGAAUUUUAAAAAAGUUCAUUAAAUUUGAAAAAAGUUCAUCAAAUUUAGAAAAAGUUCAUUGAAUUUGAAAAAAGUCCACUGAAUUUGAAAAAAGUUCAUUGAAUUUUAAAAAAAGUUCAUUGAAUUUGAAAAAGUUCAUCAAAAUUUUAAAAAGCUCAUUGAUUCUGACAAAAAAGUUCAUCGGAUUUGCAAAAAGUUCAUCGAUGGUGAAAAAAGUUCACGAAUUCAGAAAAUGUUCAUAAAAAAAAGUUCAUCAAUUUGGAAAAUAGUUGAUCGAUUUCAAAAAAAGUUCAUCACAUUUUGAAAGGAGUUCAUUGAUUUUCAGAAAAAGUUCAUCGGAUUUGAAAAAAGAUUCACAAAAAAUGUUCGUGAACUCGAGAAAAGUUCGCGAAAUUGAAAAAAGAAAAAAACAGAAGAAAACUGGCAAAAAAAAACAGAAUCACGUCAGUUAAUUGAAGAACAAUAAAAGAUGCUAUUAAUCAUAAAAUGGACGCGGUCCCUGUUGGUUAGCGUGGUUGACGUGUUGUACGGAACCUGUUUGGUGGAGGGUUCGAAUCUCCUCUUUGCACUAUUUUUGAAACAUUUUACAAAAAAGGGAAGAAAAGAGUAAGGCGGGUUUUUGAAACAUUUUACAAAAAAGGGAAGAAAAGAGUAAGGCGGGCCGGCCCAGGUGCGAAACGUGGGUGUGCGCCCGAUUGCACAUACAACAGUAACGGGCGCAGAGGGCGCCGUUUAGGAAAUGCCGGGCUUCGGAGGCUCCUUCAUCGACUCCUAUCGGUGCUGCGCUCGGUCAGGAGGGCCGGGCUGCAGUGCCAAAGGCGGCCCAGCCUAGUUUCCAGCUCGGCCAGGAGGGCCGGGCGUCGGAGGCUCCUUCAUCGACUCUUGUCGGUGCUGCGCUCGGUCAGGAGGGCCGGGCUGCAGCGCCGAAGGCGGCCCAGCCUAGUUUCCCGCUCAGCCAGGAGGGCCGGGCGUCGGAGGCUCCUUCAUCGACUCUUGUCGGUGCUGCGCUCGGUCAGGAGGGCCGGGUUGCAGCGCCGAAGGCAUCUACUGGCCUUGGCCAGGAGGGCCAAGGGCUGGCGUCCCUGAUGCUCACCCAAUCGGGUGUGAUGUUUGGUCAGGAGGGGAUGCAGCCAGGGGGUUUCAGCACCUCCAAGUCUGCUGUACCAGCUGCUGUUCACCGGCAGAAAACCGCUGACCAGGAGGGCCAAGGGCUCACGGGCGGGCCUCCUGCCCCGGAGGGCGCUGCACAACAGUGGCUGGAGGUCCCCAGCGUCUAUGCGGCCCGUUUGGGUGUCACUAGUGGCCAGGAGGGACUGAACCUGGGUGUGCCCGACUUUGCAAAUGGAGCAGCACAAGGGGCUGUUAAGUGUUUUUCGACAGCCACGAAUCUUCAAGACCAACUGUUGUUCCAGCCAGGUGUGCUGGAGGCCCUGCCGGGGGCUGUUGCUGCGAGGCUCUCGGCAUCUGUGGUGGCGGUUGACGCUACGGAUGAAAAUGUGUUGUUGAAAUUUAGUGCUAAUAAGAAUCAUAGGCAGGGCCAGCUAAAGAGGAUGGGGAAGAAAGAGAAAAAGGGAAGGAGUGAGAGCGCGGAAGAUGCUCGUAGGAUAGUAAUAGGUAAAAAAAGAGAACACAUACACGACGUUCCAUGCACAGGAAGUGACUUGGAGUUUUCUUUUGAGAAAGAGAUGGAUAGUUAUGAGCAUUUACUAUACGGCGACGUGAGUGUUUCUUCGAAACGAGUGUGUACUGGUAGAGUAGAAAGAGUGAAGGAUGUUUAUGGUGUUGUGACACAUGUCGCGAAGGAGUUAGAAGAGAAGGAGGAGGAGUAUGUGCAACAGAGAGAGGAGUCAGUUGGUGAAGAGAAGGAAGAAACUGGCGCAUCGGCAGCCUUUGAGGAGGAGGUCCGCCGGGCCAAAUGAAAAUUCUAUGAUGAAACUGCCGUGGUAUGCUCUCCCCCACGGCAGUUCAUGAGCUCAUGGAGCUCCAAGGACGGGUGAACCCAAAGAUAGUUUUUCUAUCUAAAUCGCAUUUAAAUAAAAUAAAGGCUGACGAGCUAUGUUGUAAAUUAGGUUUUAAUUUCAUGUUUUUAUCAGAGAGUGAUGGUAAGGCUGGUGGUCUUGUAUUAUAUUAUCAAAACGAGAAUAAAGUUGAAUUGAACUACUUGUCUCCGUAUUUUAUUGAUGUAAUAUUUAUGAAUGAGAAUAAUGUGGAUUGGUGCUUUACGCAGU